GCAGACGUAGCCAUAACUUGAAUAUGUUUUCGGAGAUUCUAUUACUUUUGACCACUUUGGUGGCGGUUUUUUAUUUUUGGCAGAAAUGGAACUAUGGUUUCUGGGAACGUCAUGGUGUAAAGCAUUCAAAGCCAGUGCCAAUUUUUGGUAAUUUAUCUAGAUUACUAACUGGCAAGACACCAUUCUAUAUGGAAUUGAGUGACCUGCACAAUAAACCGGAAUUUGAAAAGGAAGCUUUAAUUGGAAUGUAUUUGCCAACUCGUCCGGCUUUGCUUAUACGUGAUUUGGAGCUGAUCAAGACGGUGAUGAUUAAGAAAUUUAACUAUUUCUCCAAUCGUGCCAUGUCAACUGAUCCCCAUAAUGAUCCCCUGGGUUAUAAUAAUCUGUUCUUUGUCCGUAAUCCGGAUUGGAAAGAUCUACGUGCUAAGAUCUCUCCUGUCUUUACCAGUGGCAAGAUCAAGCAAAUGUAUCCUCUGAUGGUGGAGAUUGCCAAAGAUUUGGAAACCAAUCUGUCCAAACGUUCAGAGAGCUCUGUUCUGGCCAUUAAGGAUCUUUGUGCUCGCUUUACCACCGAUUUAAUAGCAACCAUAGCCUUUGGCCUUAAGGCCAAUUCAUUAAACCAAUUGGAUAGUGAAUUCUUUAAAUCGAACCAAGCCAUCUUUGCCCCAAACUUGGGACGUGCCUUUGACUUUACCAUAAUCUUUACAUUGCCAGCUUUGGCCACUCUGGCACGAGUCAAGGUCUUUUCGAAGAAAACCUCCGAGUUUAUACGUAACAGCAUCAACUAUGUUUUGUCUGAACGUGAAAAAUCGGGUGCCAGACGUAACGAUCUAAUUGAUAUACUUUUGGCCAUGAAGAAGGAGGCUGCAGCCCAUCCGGAUAAACCGAAUAGAGCCAAGGAAAUGGACUAUUUGGUAGCUCAAGCUGCCAUUUUUCAAACUGCAGGCUAUGAGACAAGUUCAUCGACCAUGACUCUGACCCUUUACGAGUUGGCCAAGAAUGAGGAACUCCAGGAUCGUCUGCGUGCCGAAAUUACAGACUAUUUCGGUGAUGAGGAUCAUGUGGACUAUGACAAGAUACAGGAAAUGCCUUACCUAACAAAAGUGGUGAAUGAAACUCUACGCAAAUAUCCCAUUGUCGGCUAUGCCGAGCGAGAAUGCACUCAACCAGCCGAGGGAGAACGUUUCUCAUUGAAAUCCUAUGGCUAUGAUAUGGAAGUGCCCAACGGAAUGCCUGUCUAUGUGGCUGUUUUGGCCAUUCAACGUGAUCCUCAGUACUGGCCCGAUCCUGACAAAUUCGAUCCUGAGCGUUUUGAUCCUGCUAAUCGUCACAAUUUGAAUAUGGAUGCCUAUAUGCCCUUUGGCAUUGGUCCUCACAAUUGUAUUGGCAUGCGUUUGGGCCUUUUGCAAACCAAAUUGGGUCUAGUUCACUUGUUACGCAAUCAUCGUGUGCUUACCUGCGAUAAGACUGUUAAGAAUAUAGUUUUUGCCCCAAAGUGUCCUGUUAUUUUGUCCAAGGAUGAAAUUAAUUUGCAAUUACAACCGCCGUUCUAUGAGCAAUUGAGUGAGCUUCAUAAUGAACAGGGCUUUGAGAAGGAACCCCUCAUAGGCAUCUAUAGGGCACAUCGUCCCUCUCUCUUGAUACGUGAUCUGGAACUGAUCAAGACGGUGAUGAUUAAGAAGUUUAAUUACUUCUCGGAUCGUGCUUUACAAACUGAUCCUCACAAUGAUACAUUGGGCUAUAAUAAUUUAUUCUUUAUACGUAAUCCUGAUUGGAGAGAACUUCGGGCAAAACUUUCGCCAGUUUUUACCAGUGGCAAGAUGAAACAAAUGUAUCCUUUGAUGGUGGAGGUAGCCAAAGAUCUGGAGACAAAUUUAUCGAGUCGUCAAAAUGGCUCCGAAUUAUCAAUUAAGGAUCUGUGUGCUCGUUUUACUACCGAUCUCAUAGCGACCAUUGCCUUUGGCGUCAAGGCGAAUUCAUUGACAACCUCGACUAGUGAAUUCUAUGCAGCGAAUCAGGCCAUUUUCGAAUUAUCCUUGGGGCGUGCCUUUGACUUUGCCAUCAUCCUAGUAUUGCCAGCAUUGGCCACUUUGGCCCGCACCAAAGUCUUUUCAAAGAAAACCACAAAGUUUAUAUCGGAAAGUAUCAACUAUGUUCUGGCUGAACGCGAAAGAACGGGUGUCAAACGUAACGAUCUAAUUGACACACUUUUGGCCAUGAAAAGGGAGGCUGCCCUCCAUCCAGAUAAGCCAAAUAGAGCCCGUGACAUUGACUACUUGGUGGCACAAGCGGCAGUCUUUCAAUUAGCUGGCUACGAGACGAGUUCAUCAACCAUGACUAUGGCCUUUUACGAAUUGUCUUUGAAUGAAGAAAUUCAGGAUCGUUUACGUCAAGAGAUCUCGGACUAUUUUGGGGAGGAGGAUCUUGUGGAGUAUGAGAAAAUACAGGAAAUGCCUUACCUAACCAAAGUGAUAAAUGAGACUAUACGCAAAUAUCCUGUGGUUCCGUACGUUGAACGCGAAUGCACUCAGCCAGCUCAAGGAGAGCGUUUCAAUCUGAAACCCCACUACGAUUUGGAAGUGCCCAAUGGAAUGCCUGUCUAUGUGUCUCUUCUGGCCAUUCAUCGUGAUCCACAGUAUUGGCCUCAACCCGAAAUAUUCGAUCCUGAGCGUUUCGAUCCUGCUAAUCGUCACAAUUUGAAUAUGGAUGCCUAUAUGCCCUUUGGCAUUGGUCCUCACAAUUGCAUUGGCAUGCGUUUGGGUCUUUUACAAUCCAAAUUGGGUCUUGUUCAUUUGCUUCGAAAUCAUCGGAUUUUUGUGUCCAACGCUAGAGGAAGGCAAACCAUGUUAGCGGAAACUUUAAUACUUUUAGCCACUUUGGCCACAAUUUUCUACAUUUGGCAGAAAUGGAAUUACUCUUACUGGGAGCGUCAUGGAGUGAAAUAUAUCAAACCAGUGCCCAUUUUGGGUAAUAUGGUUAAUCUCUUCAAGGGAAAAGUUCCUUUUUACCUGCAAGUGAGUGAACUGCACAAGGAACCAGGUUUCGAGAAGGAACCUUUAGUUGGCAUUUAUUUGGCACAUCGACCUGCUCUACUUAUCAGAGAUUUGGAACUGAUCAAGACGGUGAUGAUUAAGAAGUUCAAUUACUUUGCCAAUAGAGCCUUAUCUACCGAUCCACACAAUGACCAAUUGGGUUAUAAUAAUUUGUUCUUUGUACGUAAUCCUGAUUGGAAAGAUCUUCGAGCGAAACUUUCCCCUGUCUUCACCAGUGGCAAGAUGAAGCAAAUGUAUCCAUUGAUGAUAGAGAUAGCCAAAGACUUGGAAACAAAUUUGUCUGAACGUUCUACCGGCUCUGUUUUACCUAUCAAGAAUAUUUGUGCUCGUUUUACUACCGAUUUGAUAGCGACUAUUGCCUUUGGUCUUAAAGCAAAUUCCUUGACUGCUCCUAAAAGUGUCUUUGCCAUUAUCUUUGUAUUGCCAGCCUUGGCAACUUUGGCUCGAGUUAAGGUCUUCUCAAAAAAAACCUCAGAGUUCAUUCGUCAUAGUAUCAACUACGUUUUGGCUGAACGUGAAAAAUCGGGAGUGAAACGUAACGAUUUGAUUGACAUCCUUUUGGCCAUGAAGAAAGAGGCUGCCGAAAAUCCAGAUAAACCAAAUAGAGCCCAUGAUAUCGACUAUUUGGUAGCCCAAGCGGCUGUUUUCCAAACAGCUGGCUAUGAGACAAGUUCAUCGACCAUGGCUUUGGCCCUCUACGAGUUGGCCAGGAAUGAAGAAGCACAGAAUCGUUUGCGGGCAGAGAUCUCGGACUAUUUCGGUGAUGAGGAUCACAUCAGCUAUGAGAGAAUACAGGAAAUGCCCUAUCUAAGCAAAGUGGUAAAUGAAACAUUGAGAUUGUAUCCCAUUGUGGGUUACGCUGAGAGGGAAUGCAUUCAGCCUGCACAAGGAGAACGUUUCAAUCUGAAACCCCACUACGAUUUGGAAGUGCCCAAUGGAAUGCCUGUCUAUAUAGGCGUUUUGGCCAUUCAGCGUGAUCCUCAGUACUGGCCUGAUCCUGACAAAUUCGAUCCUGAGCGUUUCGAUCCUACUAAUCGCCACAAUUUGAAUAUGGAUGCGUAUAUGCCCUUUGGAAUUGGUCCUCGGAAUUGUAUUGGGAUGCGUUUGGGUCUCCUGCAAUCGAAAUUGGGUCUUGUCCAUUUGUUACGUCAUUAUCGAGUUCAAACCUGUGAUAGGACUGUCAAAUCAAUCGUUUAUGCUCCACUUUCGCCAGCUCUGCAAUCUAAAGAUGAAAUUUAUUUGAAAUUGGAACGGGUUUAGUUAUUUAUUGCAAUU
This is a messenger RNA of Drosophila willistoni, 4328 nucleotides long. RefSeq lists its product as uncharacterized. Gene Ontology annotation, molecular function: oxidoreductase activity, acting on paired donors, with incorporation or reduction of molecular oxygen; heme binding; monooxygenase activity. NCBI's taxonomy places the organism in Eukaryota, Metazoa, Arthropoda, Insecta, Diptera, Drosophilidae. The record is from RefSeq and is a predicted model, not a curated record. Gene Ontology annotation, biological process: insecticide catabolic process; response to DDT.